This is a messenger RNA of Scheffersomyces coipomensis, 858 nucleotides long. RefSeq names its product Rcn1p (gene RCN1). Gene Ontology annotation, molecular function: calcium-dependent protein serine/threonine phosphatase regulator activity. Gene Ontology annotation, cellular component: cytoplasm; nucleus. The transcript has a single exon. The record is from RefSeq and is a predicted model, not a curated record. Bases 1 to 858 code for a protein of 285 amino acids. Lineage: Eukaryota; Fungi; Ascomycota; Pichiomycetes; Serinales; Debaryomycetaceae. Gene Ontology annotation, biological process: calcium-mediated signaling.
AUGACAGCAAGUACAACUAUGUCCAAUACUAAAACAGUUAGUUUACGAGAUCCUACCAAUACAUUAAUCCUUACUAAAAUAGAUCAAGCUUUAUUACAUGAUCCUCAACCUUUAGUUACCUUCUUAGCUCAAGAUAAUAACUUCAUCAUAGAAUUAAUAUCAUUACCUAAAUUCCAUAGAAUACUUAUUCUUUGUGAAGAUAGUAACAUAGCAACCAAGAUAUCUCAACUUCUUCAAGAUUCACCGGCUUGGAAUACAAUAUCAAUAUCCUAUAGUCUCAGAGAUAAUGAAAUAAGUAUCCUUAAUCAUAAAUCAAUCUUACCUUCAACUUUAUCACAGUUUAAUGGAUAUGGUCCUUAUCAUAUAGAUAGUGCUAAUAGUAUGGAUUAUUUGGAAUUGCCCCUGGAAUUAGGAAGUAGACGAUUUCUUAUCUCCCCUCCCAUAUCACCUCAUGCUGACUGGAAUGAUUAUGAUAAAGUUGAAGAUCCUCCUAAUAAUAAAUCGAUUUAUUCUCCUGGUGACUUAUCUAAUUUACUUUGGGAAAGAUUAGGUGGAUUUGAUAGUACCAUGGUUAGAAAAUAUCAACAUGAAGACGAUGAUGAUGAAGACAUAGAAGGUGAUGACAAUAACAACAAAGGAUCGGGCAUAGGUGCAACUGGUGUGUCUCAAUCAAACACAGUCGAAUCAACCACGCAUUAUGAUAUCAGUAAGAACCCAGAAAUAUUAUUUGAUGAUAAUAGUGGCACAGUACCUGUUAUAAUUCUUGAUAGUAUUAAAAACUCUGGUCCCAUUGAUCCAUCAUCACAAUUGUUCGAACCUACUCAAAGAAUUCCAAAAACAGUUAUGCCCCCAUUUUGA